AUGAUCGACAGGAUACCGAAAUGUAACAUCAGCGUUGAUGGAAGGUUACAGUUGGACGAUAAAGACAGGGAGAAGGUGAAGAACAUGAGCUGUGAGUUCUACGGUGACGUUCAUCUGAAGGACCUUCCAUCUACGUACGAGGAGGCUGUGAAGGUGUACAAGAAGCUGCCCAGCCUGCUGGGAAAGAAAGGAGAGAACACUGUGCCUGUGAAGGUCUCCUUAUAUCCACUGAGCAUGUUUGGUAAUACUGAGUCCAAGCUGAAGAACAUGAUCUCAGUCAAGCUGGUUGCAGACGUGGAGAAGGCGAUGGAUGCUUUCCACCAGGCUGAGAUAAGAACUAGUGACUUGCUGGAGAGGAGCAGAGAGAUCAAGACUGAAGACAUCGUCCAAAAACUGGAGCGCUUCCGAAGCAGCCUGAGGAUUUUCACUGUUAAUUUCCUGCGGAAAAUGGGAGACCUGAUCCCAGCCAUCAGAGGAGGCAACAUGGAGGAGAAUGCCCUGAGAGACCUUAUGAAGUUCCAGGAUGCAUCUGGCUUCAGUGGGAAGGAUAUGAAGCUGUGGCUGGAUGGAAAAGAGACUGAGAUCAAUGUUGUCACAAAGAACAUAACCAAACUGAAGUCUGAGAUUAGACCUCCUGGCCCGGAGCUCGACUCUUUCCUGAUGGACCCAGAUGUGACUGAUGUUUUCGUAUUCAGCUUCACCUCUCUGAGUUAUGAAGAACCGUACCUGGAGCAAAUCUCACAGGCAGCUGAGAACUUCAAGAGUGGUUCCACCACCUCUAGCACACCUGAACGGAACCCAGGAAAGGAAGUGGAUGCUCCCUGGUACAGGAGACCAGAAGUGAAGGAGGCCCUAGGUUCUGCACGUGAGGUCUUUAACAAAGCACCCCUCAAAGUCAUCAGCUUCAUUUCCGACACAAGAUACCCAGGAGCAUCCGUCCGGUGGUAUCACAACGCGCACUUGAAAGAUCCACACGUAACAACCAUCCCAGUACAUCUGCAUACUCGUGAGUUCACACUGGACCCCAACACAGUGAGCAGAUAUCUCCGUCUGUCUGAGGGGAACAGGAAGGUGACACAUGCGGGGGAGAAGCAGCCGUAUCCUGACCACCCAGACAGAUUUACGGGCAACUUCUUUGCUGGAUUGAUCACCUGCCCCCAGGUGCUGAGCAGAGAGCCUCUGCCUGGACGCUGCUACUGGGAGUGGGAGUGGAGUGGGAGGGGCGUGUAUGUGGGAGUGGCCUAUACGAGCAUGGGCAGGAGAGAAUUCAUUGGCUACUCUGCCAAGGCCUGGUGUCUGUACUGUUGCAGUGACGAAUACGAAGCCUACCACAAUUCCAAUAGGACUGUCCCACCUGUCACCCCCGCAGACUCCAGGAGAGUAGGAGUGUAUGUGGACCGUGAGGUCGGCACUCUGUCCUUCUACAGGGUCUCCUCUGAUACUCUCACACACCUGCACACCUUCACCACCACAUUCACUAGUGAGCCCCUACAUGCAGCGUUUUAUGUUUAUCCUGACUCAUCAGUGUCUCUGAUUUAG
Sardina pilchardus (European sardine) is the source of this 1539-nucleotide messenger RNA. RefSeq names its product stonustoxin subunit alpha-like. Gene Ontology annotation, molecular function: protein binding. The coding region runs from base 1 to 1539 and encodes 512 amino acids. NCBI's taxonomy places the organism in Eukaryota, Metazoa, Chordata, Actinopteri, Clupeiformes, Clupeidae. The record is from RefSeq and is a predicted model, not a curated record. The transcript is spliced from 2 exons.